AUGAACUAUAACAAUAGCAGCAACUCCAAUACCAAGCGUUAAAAUAAGAAGAAUAAAGCUUUAAAGAAAUACAAUAUCUUAGGUUAGGAAGAUAAAUAACAGAUCUUAGAGAGUUUACAAAAGGACUCUUCUCUUGAGAUGUAUUAAGUCUUAAGUGAAAAAUAUAAUACUUCAAUUAAAAACUUAAGAAGAUGGUAUUAAGAUGGAAUAGCUCGUAAACCUGGAUGUGGAAGAAAGAAACUUAAUACAAAAGCAGAAGAAGAAUUAAGAUAAUGGAUUAUAAAGGAGAGUGUGGAAUUGAGAAGAAGAGUUAGAAGAUCUUAGUUAAAAUAAAAAGCUAUAGAAUUAUUUAGUAUUCCAAAUUUUAAAGCUAGUAAGGCUUGGUAGGAUGAAUUUAUCAGAAAUUUUGAUAUCAAAUAUUAGGUUAAUGAAAUAUUAUACAAUAAAGGAAUUUUAAAUUAAUUGUAAAAAGUAAAAUUUGAAGAGUAAAGAAGGAAGAGGCAAUAAUAAUCAGUUGAUUAAAAAUCAGAAAAAUAGGAAUAACUUUAAUAAAUCUUUUCAUAAUAAGCUACAGAAAUACCAUAAUCAAAAUUAGAAGUAUUAAAUAUACAACCAAAAGUAUCUGAUUUCAAAUUAGAAGAUUGGUCUUUCGAAAAAUAAGAAGAGAUUAAAGAUUAUUUAUCAGAAGUAUUUUCUCCAAAAUUAGAAUUCUUUAAUGAUGAAAAGUCAAAUUAGUAUUUUGAUGAUUAUUAUCUAGUUCUUAAUUAUUGUCAAAUUUACAAUAAAAAAUUCUAGAUAACUAAUUAUUUUAUUUUCAUAUAAUUAUUUAAGUAUUAUUAUUAAAUAUAACAACCAAUUAAAUGGAGAAGGAUUGUAAAUAUUAGAAAUAUCUAUUUAGUUUUUAAAUAAACAGCAUCAAACUUUUGUUAAAACCCUAACAUAAAGAAUCCUGAUCAAUUUCCAUAAGUUAUGGAAUAAUUCGAUCGAAAGUAUUACUUUUAUUUCAUUUCAUAGUGUUUGCUAGAACCUUGGCUAAGCAUAUCCCUAAAUACCAACUUAUUAGUAAUAAUAAUUGAAUAUCCCAUAAUAAAAUUCCUUGCUUGAUCAUUUUUCUCGUCAGACUCUAUUUGCAGAUUAGGGGUAGUGAAACAAUUUUAUUUAGAUAAUUGCUCUAAUAUUCAUAAACAUUAGAGAAUGCAAAGAUUCAAUAGGAAAAUAAUAAGCCCAUAUAAUAAAAGCAUUUAUUGAUGGAUCAUAUGUUAGGGAGUUAAUUUGUUCCUGUUCCUAAUAAUUAUUUAGAUUUUAAUGUUAAUUCAAAUUAGUUAGGUCAAAUAAUUAAAUAGCCAACAUAUUUCAAAGACCCUCAUGAUGUCAGUGAAUUUUAAAAGAGAUAAAUUUAAUAUCUAUAAGCAAUAAAUGAUCCUUCUCCUCCUGAAUAAGUUAAAUUAUUUAAAUAAAAUAUACAAUAAUUAGGUGGCAUUGAAGAUACUAUUGGGAGUAAGUUUUAUUUUAAUAUUAGACAUGUAAUAAACAUUAAAUCAAUAUGAAAUUAAACAUUUGAAUAACAAGAAUAUUAAAUAUUAUCCAUUAUCAUCUCCUCCAUUGACUUAGGAACAAAUUGAAUAUUAGAAGUCUAUUUCCAGUAAUAAUUUAUUAUAUUAUUAGGUAAUCCUCACCCAUUUCUAUAUAAUCCAGCAGAUGAUAAGGAUAGAUUUGUUUAUGGGCCUUUGAAACCAGCUUAAAACAUUUUAGAAUAAUAAUAAACUCAUUAAUCUUAGUUUUAUUGUAUUUAUAAAUAUUUGAUUAGAAACAUUACGUUAACAAUACAAUCAGGAUUUAAAUUAGAUGUAAGAAAGAACUCAUCCUUUAUAAUCAUAAUAAUAAGAAUAAAUAUAUUAAUAGUAAAAUUGUUAACCAUACUAUUUUGAUUCUAUAGAGUAAUCAAAAAGAUUGAGAAUGAUGAAAUAGCAAUAAUUAUAAUCAAAGCGUUGA
Paramecium pentaurelia is the source of this 1992-nucleotide messenger RNA. NCBI's taxonomy places the organism in Eukaryota, Ciliophora, Oligohymenophorea, Peniculida, Parameciidae. The record is from the annotation of a GenBank genome assembly.